AUGCGGGCGCUGUGUGGCCUGCUCUAUGUGCUGCGUGUGCAAAGCACACAAAGCAGUCUGGUUUUGGCAGAUGCGCUCUGUGACGGUGCCUCAGGGUGCUCGGGGAAUAUCACAGACGAGGCAGUCUUGAUUCAAGCCCGAACGAAGCGCUCGGCUUCGGCAGGACUCUCAGCGCUGGAGGUCAUGGGAAAGGCUGAGACACACCUCUCCGACACGCAAGUAAGGUUCACCAACGCGACGUCGCUAUAUGGCUCUUACUGCUAUGAUGCACACCAUGGCACCACUGCUGCCUACGCCACAUACCAAGAUGUCGCAAGCCGAGAGGUGUGCCAGCAGAUUUGCGCGGCAGAUGCGAGCUGCAACUUCUACGGUUGGCACGGUAGCUCGGUCAGUUUGGAGGCCCCAAGCCGCUGCUACAACUGCGCUCUCUACCAGACAUGCGAGUUCCAGCGCGAGUCGGUGUGCAAGGACAUCACACCACCCUCCAACUUCCAGAAGAAUCCCAACGACACAGCUGCCCACAAAGUUGAGAAGAAGUAUACCGCCGACUUCCAGCUGAACGGCCAGUUCUGCCAGCGGAGCCAGGUGUUUGCCGCACAGGUCGCGAACGAGAGUAUCUGCCGCAGUUUCUGCGAAAGCAUUGACGACUGCAAGGUCAUGGCCUUCUACAUGGACGACCGUGUGCGCGAGGAUGCGGCGCCAGACUCCUGCGACCAGAACUGCCGUCUCUACGCCGAGUGUGACAGUCCUGUACCGUCACUGUGCUUCCACCCUCCGGUCCUGUGGAGGGUUGAUCCGGUGGUGACCACCACCACAACCACAACGGCCGCCCCCGUGCCCGCGGACUAUGGUUGGGAAGAUCUGACCACCACCUUCCAACCGGCUCCCCCAAACCGUCAGUUCGCAGCUUAUGCCCGUGCUCCGGAUGCUGGUUCACCCGUCGUCAUGUACGGAGGGACGAGAGGUGGAGACGACGUUUUGGAGGAUGUUUGGCUCUGCGAUUUGGCUGGGUCCUGGACAGAAGUAACGCCUGCGCAGUCGGGCCCAGGACCACGAUCAAGCGCCCAAAUGAUUUGGUCAGUGCCCGACUCUGGUUUUCUGGUGUUCGGAGGAAUAAGAAACAGGGCCAUGUCGGCGACAGACCUGUGGCUCUUGCAGGACAGUGGGGCAGGUUGGCAGUGGUCAUCGAUCGCCCCGACCGGCCCGGUGCCCCCGGCCAUGAUCGACCACAGAGCUGUGGCAGCCAAACAGAAUGGCCAGCAUGUUAUGGUGAUCUAUGGAGGCUAUCCUUCAUCCGGCAAUCAGUUGCACACCUUGGACCUGGCCACCCGAGUGUGGGUUCGAGAGGCAGAUGUUCAAGGAGACCCCCGUCAAAUGCCGACGAUGGUGUGGAUUGAGGAGUUGGACAAGGUGCUGGUGUUUGGUGGAAGAGGUUACCAAUGGAACAAUGAUCUCCGGACAUACAGCCCAUCAGACGGCCAGUGGACCGAGCUCUCGCCCACAGGUGCACCACCUUCUGGUCGCUUUGGGUCUGUGGCAGUUUGGACUGGAGAUCAGAUGAUCGUCCACGGCGGCUUCGACAACUACGUCGGACCACUCGGGAGGACCUGGCACUGGGUCAAUGGACUUGACGGAGGCAAUGGUACGUGGCUCUACAACGAUAACCCGACCCAGCCGCAAGAGGCAAAGAACAGCAACGGCGCUGUGUGGGAUCCGACGUUGAAGCAGAUGUUCAUUUUAGAAAUGGAGACUGGGGCGCCCAAAGUCUGGGCUUACGGCAUCAUGUGA
Symbiodinium natans is the source of this 1788-nucleotide messenger RNA. The record is from the annotation of a GenBank genome assembly. Lineage: Eukaryota; Dinophyceae; Suessiales; Symbiodiniaceae.